Molecule: messenger RNA, 1275 nt
Organism: Peniophora sp. CBMAI 1063
Lineage: Eukaryota; Fungi; Basidiomycota; Agaricomycetes; Russulales; Peniophoraceae
Source: the annotation of a GenBank genome assembly
AUGCAGGCCGUCGCUCGUACACGUACUCUUGCACCGCGCGUCGUGCGUGCCGCCGGUGUCUCGACCUGGUCUGCCGUUCCGGCCGGUCCCCCCGACCCCAUUCUCGGUGUCACCGAGGCCUUCAAGGCGGACAAGGACCCGCGCAAAAUUAACCUCGGUGUUGGCGCGUACCGCGACGGCAACGGCAAGCCAUACGUGCUCGAUGCAGUCAAGAAGGCCGAGGAGGUCCUCCGGGCGUCGAACCCGGACAAGGAGUACCUGCCCAUCACUGGUCUCCCUGAGCUCACCAAGCACGCGGCAAGGCUUGCGUACGGCGCUGACAGCACGCCCAUCACCAAUGGCACUGUAGCUGUCACCCAGUCCAUCUCUGGCACUGGCGCCCUCCGCAUCGGCGGUGCUUUCCUCGCCCGCUUCUACCCGCAUUCUAAGAGCAUUUACCUGCCCGCGCCAACCUGGGGCAACCACAUUCCCAUCUUCCGCGACAGCGGACUCGAGGUCAAGUCCUACCGCUACUUCGACAAGAAGACCGUUGGUCUCGACUUUGAGGGACUCAAGGAGGACUUGAGGAAAGCGGAUGACAAGGCUAUCGUCCUUCUCCAUGCGUGCGCACACAACCCGACCGGUGUUGACCCGACGCCGGAGCAAUGGAAGGAGAUCAGCGACAUUGUCAAGGAAAAGCAACUCUUCCCCUUUUUCGACAUGGCGUACCAGGGCUUCGCAUCUGGCUCGACUGACCGUGAUGCGUUUGCCGUUCGUCACUUCGUUAGCCAGGGCCACCAGAUUGCACUCUCGCAGUCGUUCGCCAAGAACAUGGGUCUCUACGGCGAGCGUGUCGGUGCUUUCUCCUUGACUGUCGCGGACCCCGAGGAGAAGGCCCGCGUAGACAGCCAGUUGAAGAUUGUCAUCCGUCCCAUGUACUCGAACCCGCCUCUGCACGGUGCGCGCAUCGCGAGCACCAUUCUCGGUACCCCCGACCUUGCUGGCCAAUGGGAGACGGAGGUCAAGGGUAUGGCCGACCGCAUCAUCAGCAUGCGUGAGCGUCUGUACAACGAGCUCACCCACACCCACAAGACGCCUGGCGAGUGGGGCCACAUCAAGAGCCAGAUCGGUAUGUUCUCGUUCACCGGCCUUAAGCCGGAACAGACGAAGACGCUCGCGGAGAAGGCACACAUCUACAUGACCGCAGACGGCCGUAUCUCGAUGGCCGGCUUGAAUGGCGGGAACAUUGAUUACUUCGCCGAGUCGGUCGCACACGCGGUCAAGGGCACGCUCUGA